UUUGUAUGGAUGCACGUCACUAAGAUGAGUAAGAAACACAAGUGUUCUUCGAGUAGCAGAGUAAAAACCACCAUGGCAACACAAGGUUGGGUUGAAGCCAAGGCAAUGAGUAUACUCCAGAAUGAUCCUACCAUAGGAUGUAAAGAACUACAAGAGAAACUCGAAGAAACUUAUGACAUCACCAUUGGUUAUGAUACAGUUUGGGCGGGUAAAUCUAGAGCCUAAAAACAGAUUUAUGGCACUUUGAAGCAGAGUUUUCAGAAUUUGCAUAACUUCAAAGCAGAAGUUGAGAAGAGAUCUCCAGGGAGCAUCGUAGAGGUUGAUACCAAGGUAGUAGAUGGUAAAGUCCACUUUCACAGAUUCUUUAUGGCUCUUAAACCUUCCAUAGAUGGUUUUCUAGCUGGUUGUAGACCAUAUCUCAGCAUAGACUCUACGGCAUUGAAUGGUAGAUGGAGAGGACACUUGGCAGCUUGUACAGCAUUAGAUGGUCAUAACUGGAUGUUUCCUGUUGCAAUUGGGUUCAUUGAUGGAGAGACCGAGGAAAACUGGACUUGGUUCAUGUCACAACUCAAUAGAGCUUUAGGUUCAGUCCCUAACUUAGCUAUAUGUACAGAUGCAUGCAAAGGUUUAGAAAAUGCUGUCAAAAAGGUUUUUCCUCAUGUGGAACAGAGAGAGUGUUUUAGGCACUUGAUGGCAAACUUCACAAAAAAAUUCAAAGGUGAUGUGUUUGGUAGGAUGUGGCCUGCUGCUAGGGCAUAUAGGCCUGAAGUUUUCUCCCAUCAUAUGCAGAAAGUCUUGGUAGCUAGUAGCCGUGUGCAUGAAUAUUUGUCAACCUAUCACAGUUUGAAGUGGAUGAGAUGCAGUUUCAAUGCAGACAUCAAGUGUGAUUAUAUAAACAACAAUCUGGCCGAGUCUUUUAAUAACUGGAUAAAAGAUUAUAAAGACUUGCCUGUUGAUGAGCUUGCUGACACAUAUAGAGAAUUGUUGAUGAAACUAGUAUACAAAAGAAGGAGAAUUGGGGAGAAAUUGAGGGGAAAGAUCAUUCCUGCUGUUAUUCAACAGAUUUUCAAUAGGACUAGAGGGCUUGGUCAUCUAAAAGUUGGAAAAUCAGGUAAUGGUAGUUGUGAAGUCAGGGACACAAGCAAAAACAGUCUUAGGCAUGUUGUGAAGGUUGACAAACAUGAAUGCACUUGUUUGGAGUGGCAGCACACCGGAAAGCCUUGUGAGCAUGCUCUAGUAUUUUUGAUGGGGAGGAGAAACCCCAAAUGGGUAGACUAUGUUCAUAAUUAUUUCUCCUUGGACAAGUUUAGGGCAGCUUAUGUAGGUGAGAUUGAGCCCAUGACAGAUAGGAGUCAAUGGCCUCAUGUGGAUGUUGGUUUCGACAUGGAUGCACCGAUUGACAAAGGAAGACCGCCUAGAAGGCCUAGAAAGCAGAGGUACAAGAGUGCCCUCGAAGGUGGAAAAGGUGGUCCAAAAAAGAAAGAACCUAAACAAUUGGGCAGCCAAAACAGAUGCAAAAGAUGCAAUGAACUAGGUCACAGACAAGCUGGUUUCCCUUUAAAUGGUCCCAAAAAAGGUAAUUAUAUAACCAAUUAUAUUUUGCAUUACUUUUGUCAUGUUAUGAAUUGUUUCCAGUUAUAUGCAUUUUGUAUCAUGUUGCAGGAAGAGAAAACAGAGAGCAAGAACAUAUCCUGCUGAAGAUGAUGAGCCAGGACCUCAAAUUGGUGGUGCUCCUAUUGGCACACCCAACAGGCAAAUUGGUGGUGCUCCUCUUGGCACACCCAAUAGGCAAAUGCUUACUAUUCCUGCCAGUCUCCAUGAUAGUCCUAGGCCAGUGACAAGAAGGAUGCUGGCUAUGGCCUUAGAUGAUGAAUCAUCAGAGCCAACAGAGAUACCUUCAACCUCGCGUGCGAGAAAGUUGACCCCUAAGAGAAAAAGAACGUAGAUCAGAUCGUGACGUGCUUAUGUGGUGAACUAGAUGCUAUGCCAUGUCAUUUUUGGGGGCUGAACAUGCUAUGUCGUGUCCUUUUGUGUCGAACUAUGUUUGUUGAUUCUUAUGUAUGGAUGUCAGAGUCAGACUAUCUAUUAUUGUAACCAAAUGUUUGCACUUGC
This is a messenger RNA of Triticum dicoccoides, 2112 nucleotides long. RefSeq lists its product as uncharacterized. Gene Ontology annotation, molecular function: transposase activity; DNA binding; zinc ion binding. The transcript is spliced from 2 exons. Gene Ontology annotation, biological process: DNA transposition. Bases 367 to 1698 code for a protein of 443 amino acids. The record is from RefSeq and is a predicted model, not a curated record. Lineage: Eukaryota; Viridiplantae; Streptophyta; Magnoliopsida; Poales; Poaceae.